AUGGAGGAGGGAUUACGUGAGGAGGGGGAGAUGGAAGAGAGGAAGAUGGAGGAGGGGGAGAUGGAAAAGGAAGGAACUGAGGAGGGGGAGGUAGAAGAGGAAAGUGUGGAGGAGGGGGAGAUGGAGGAGGAACGAGGUGAGGAGGGGGGGAUGGAGGAAGAAGGGGUUGAGGAGGGGGAGAUGAAAGAUGAAGGAGCAGAGGAAGGUGAGAUGGAGGAGGGGGAGAUGGAGGAGGAAGGGGUUGAGGAGGGGGGGAUGGAGGAAGAAGGGGUUGAGGAGGGGGGGAUGGAGGAAGAAGGGGUUGAGGAGGGGGGGAUGGAGGAAGAAGGAGGUGAGGAGGGGGGGAUGGAGGAAGAAGGAGGUGAGGAAGGGGGGAUGGAGGAAGAAGGAGGUGAGGAGCAGGCGGGGGGGGAGGGACAGGCACAAGGAGGAGGGAGGGGAAUAGGGAGGGAAACGUGUGUGGAGUCAGAGAUAGAAGCACGGAGAGCAACAUGUGUAGAAACAGGUGGAGGAGAAGGAGGGGCAGCAGGAGGGGCAGCAGGAGGGGCAGCAGGAGGGGCAGCAGGAGGGGCAGCAGGAGGGGCAGCAGGAGGGGCAGCAGGAGGAGUGCUGCUGGUGGUGGAGCUGGUGGGCGGCCGCAGCACGGCAACGAGGAGCUUCUGUCGCUACCCGCUCAAGAUCAUGCUGCCGUCCAAGGUUGCGGCCUCAGGGGUGGAUGCAGUUUGGGCGUACAUAAUCACCUACGGGGGCGGCAUAGUGGCAGGCGACAAGGUCACGCUCUCCUGUGCGGUGCAGUGCGGUGCCACCGCCGUGUUCGCCUCUCAGGCAUCUACCAAGAUCUUCCAUUCCUUGCCGGGCACCCCACCAGCCCGCCAGCUCAUCACUGCAACCAUCCAGCCUGGCGCCUUGCUGGCGGUGCUCCCCGAGCCAAUCACGUGCUUCCGAGCGUCGCAGUACCAGCAGCUGCAGAGCAUCCAUGUGGCGCCAGGUGGCAGCCUUGUAUUGGUCGACUGGCUGACGAGCGGGCGGCGAGAUCGAGGGGAGGUGUGGGAGAUGGAGUGUUACGAGAGUUGUAACCGGGUCUACCGGAAAGGAGAGGAGAUCCCUCUAGUCUUUGACAAGGUGAAGCUGUCAGCCAAUGCGGUGGUGCCACCUGGACAGCAGCUGGAGGGCAUUCACGUGCUCACCACCAUCAUUAUCCUGGGUCCACGAACAGAGGCUGUAAGGACCCACCUGAAAGAAGCAGUGGCACGGGCAGCAGCUGCAGCGUUCAACCCAAGGAGGAGCAGAAACUAUUCCACUGCUGCUCCUCCUACCCCUUCUGUCGCCUCUGGUUCAUCUGGCCAAAGUGCUUCGAUGGGAGCUGGAGGUGUGGAGAGCACAGUGUGGGGCUCUUCGUCUGACAUGGGACAUGACGAUUUGCUGGUUGUGCGCCUGGCCGCUGGAGAUGCAAGUGCCAUAGACGGACAUUCUUUGAGGAACAUCCCGUCCGACAUGGCCGUCUCUCGCGCUGUGCUCCUACUCCUCGUCCUCGUCCCACUGGCAGUCGCCCAACCCUACCCAAAAUGCCCACUCACGGGAAAACUCCCCAAGCCCGCUAAAGUCAUCCACACCCGCUGCCCAGCAGCCGCGAAGAUGUCGUGCUGCCAGGACUGCUUCGACCUGAACUACGCGAUUCGGGCGUUAGCAACGAAUGUUACCUCUGUCGUCGACGCGAACACGGGCGGCAUGGGAACGCAAUUGGGUGUGCCGGCCGACGUGUGCGGGCUUUUCAAGGGCUCAGAAACGUGCGAAUUGCUGGUCGAGCAGCUCGUGUGCGCUGUCAGCUGCAACCCCGACUCGGGCAACUACUUCAGCAAGGCGACUGGCGCCCCCAUCCUCAACAUCUGCACCGCCUUCGCGCAGCAGGUGUACGACGCCUGCGGCACCCUCUCGUUGGGCGAGCUCAAAGUGGGCGACUUCCUCUUCACGCCCGCAGAUCUGAUUCAGUCUGUGCUCGUCCCCGUUAUUAGCUCCGCCGUUCCCAACUUCAACGCCAGCAUCAAUGACGUGGGCUGCUAUGGCGGGCCCGAGCAGGUUCCCGCCACUCCGCUCUGCUGCGAUCCGCUCAACGUCCCCCGCCAAUGCCCCAAGGGCGCGGUCAACCUCACCGGCUCCGCGGGGAUCGUCGGGCGCAAACCCGCCGCCGCCAUCUGCGCGGACUUCCCCUACUCCGCCACCACCGUCCCGUUCAAGCGCGCGCCCCUCCCCGCUACUGCUGCGCCGGAGCUUCCGCCCGCGGCGACCGGACCUCCCCGCGGAGGACAGCCCAAGCCGACCACGAAUGCUGCCGGCACCCCCGCUACGCCCGCCGCCAAUCCCGGCACACCCAGCGGUCUUCCCGCGACCGCCAUGGCUCCUCCUGGCCCGAAGGGCGCUGCGUCGAAUCUGGUCUCCGCUGCUCUGGUGCUGCUCGCCAGUGCCGUAGCUGCCGCUGUGGCUCUUUAA
This is a messenger RNA of Closterium sp. Yama58-4, 2487 nucleotides long. The record is from the annotation of a GenBank genome assembly. NCBI's taxonomy places the organism in Eukaryota, Viridiplantae, Streptophyta, Zygnematophyceae, Desmidiales, Closteriaceae.